Molecule: messenger RNA, 783 nt
Organism: Colletotrichum abscissum
Lineage: Eukaryota; Fungi; Ascomycota; Sordariomycetes; Glomerellales; Glomerellaceae
Exons: 1
Coding region: 1-783 (260 amino acids)
Source: RefSeq, a predicted model, not a curated record
AUGUAUCUCAAAUCCCUCAUCAUCGCAGCCCUCGGCCUAGCCCCAACAGCCGUCCAGGCAACCUACCCCUUCUCCAACCCAGGCGACCUCGCCGCCGCCGACAAAUUCGACUACAUCCGCCAAGAACACAACGGCGUGGUCCAAACCGUCAGCAACGUAGUCUACAAAGGCACCACCGCCCUGAAAAUGACACAGACCUACGACCCUUCCUACACGGGGCGCUACCACUCCGAAGUCGACGUCAACGACGGCUACACGCGCGGUCAGGACCGCUUCUACGGCUUCGCCUUCCGCCUUUCGGAUUCAUGGCAAUUUCAGCCGCAGUCGUACAAUAUCGCGCAGUUCAUCGCCAACCGCCCCGGUGCGGGCUGCGGCGGGGAUGAUUGGAUGCCGUCGAGCAUGCUCUGGCUCGAGGGCGACCAGUUGACGUCGAGGAUCGUGAGCGGGCAGUAUCGCCAGCCGGAUUGCGGGCGGAGUAUUGUAAAGUAUGGGAACUUGACGACGGUUGAGCGCGGGGUGUGGCAUCGGGUUGUGAUUCAGGCUAGCUGGCGGAGUGAUGCGACUGGGUUUUAUAAGAUUUGGUAUGAUGGGGUUAAGGUGUUGGAAAAGUACAACGUUGCGACGACGGUGAAUGAUGAUAGUACUUUUCAGUUCCGUGUUGGGUUGUAUGCGAAUAGUUGGUAUGAUCAGGGCAAGUUGGAUGGCGAUCAGGGGUUCCGCCAGGUGUGGUUUGACGAGAUUGCUGUUGACUCGACUUACAAGGCGGUGGACCCUGAUCAGUGA